AAUAGCGCAUUGAUCUCUUCAACGAGCUCUCAAUUGCACAAAACAUACAAGUACCUACGAAAACAAGUACAUACAAGCCAAGUAUUAGGGUGUGCCUAUAUAUCGACAAAGGACAAUCGAAAAUACUUAAAAUUAAAAUUCCAGUUUGAAUAUACAGUGAAAUUCCCCAAGACGGACAGUCCUUAUAACCGGACAGCUCCAAUAACCGGACAAAUUUUGUGUACACAGGUUUUUCAAUCAUUUUUUCAUACAAAUAUCAUUCUAAUAAACGGACGCUAUAAUAACCGGACGCGGACACUGUAUUUCAAGCCAUUUCCAUGAAAAAAUUUCUCAUAAACGGACAAAAUUCAAAAACAUCGCAAGCAAGCUUUGUUGUUCAUUAUAAAAAUGAAAUAGGGGAUUCCCCUUUUAACAUGUAUGCACACAUUCAAGCCGUGCGUGUCAAGUAAAAGGUAGUUUUCUAUUCAGUUUGUCAAGUAAGUUGCAUGCGAGUGGUUGCGUUCAAAGUUCGUAAUAAUAUGGCACCGAAAAAGAAGCUACUUUCUAUUAAAGAGAAAAUGCAAAUUAUUAAUGUUUUCGAAAAAGAAAAGUUAUCAGUACGUGGAAUUGCAAAAAGGUUCAAUAUUGGCAAAACGCAGGCUGCUGAAAUUAAUUAAAAUAAAAAAGCAAUUCAUUCUAAAUGGGAGUCUGGAUCUAAUAUUCACCAAAAGCGAAGUUUCCUUAAAGAAGGCGGCUCGGAAAUAGACAGGAUGUGUUUUCAUUGGUUCGCUAAGGCUAGAAGUCAAAAAAUUCCGAUUUCUGGUCCCAUUUUGAAAGCAAAGGCAAUGGAAAUUGCAGGAAAACUGGGUGUACCUAAUUUUAAAGCUUCGGAUGGAUGGCUAGAUAAAUGGCGAUUAAGGAAUAAUGUUUCCUUCAAAUGCAUAUCUGGUGAAGCUGCAGAUGUGAAUCAGGAUGAUGUCGAACAGUUUCAGACAAAGCUGCAAACUCUGUUGAAUGGGUACAAGCCUGAAGACAUUUACAACGCCGAUGAGAGUGGGCUUUUCUUUCGUGCCUUACCGGACAAAACCCUCGCUUUUAAAUCUGAAAAAUGUAUGGGAGGUAAGCUAUCAAAGGAAAGACUCACAAUUUUGUUCUGUGCUAAUAUGGCUGGAGAUAAGGAGCCGCUUUUGGUUAUAGGGAAAGCAGCCCGUCCUCGAUCCUUUAAACAUGUUCCAAUUGCAAAACUUCCAGUGGAUUGGAAGUCUAAUAAAAAAGCAUGGAUGACUCGAGAAGUGAUGAGCGAAUGGCUGCAGCAGUUCAAUCGAAGAAUGAAAGCCCAGAAUCGAAAAAUUAUCUUGUUUCUAGAUAACGCGGCUUCUCAUCCAAACGAAUUAGACUUGACCAACAUAAAAAUUUGUUUCUUGCCACCAAAUACAACGUCAAAAUUUUAAAACUUUGUAUAGAAGCUUAGUUUUAAAACACCUGAUAACUAAAAUUGGCGAUACAAGUUCUGCCUCAGAGCUCUCAAAAUCGAUUAAUGUACUGGAAGCUGUGUAUUUUAUCAAAGCAUCUUGGGAUAAAGUGGAAGCCACAACAAUCCGAAACUGCUUCCGUAAAGCAGGAUUUUUGGAAACCUUAGAGCAUCCUUCAGAUUUUGAUCCCGAAGAAACACAUUCCACUGGUAGUCUAUGCUAGGCUUCAGGAAGGACUAGAUUUGGCAAAUGAUUUCGAAGGUUUUCUCCAAAUAGAUCAAAAUGUUUUCACUGAGGACAACAAUAUAGAAAUUCAAUUUGACCACCAACCAGAUGAUACUAUGGACUUAAGUGAUUCAGAAGAUGAACCUUCAGAUGAAAUAAGUGACCCCAUAACAUCAUAUGAUGAGGCUUUAAAACUUGUUGCGCGCUUGAAAAAAUUUGCAAAAAAUGAUUAUGUAGUUUUUCAGCAGGUUAAAAAUAUCGAGAGUCACUUUGAAAAUUAAAAUUUCAAAUCAAAGCAAUCAAUGUUAAAACAAACAAGCAUCACACAAUUUUUUUUAUCAAACUGGUCGAUAUUGAAAUGUAAAGACUUCUACAAUGUAUUUAAUUGAUAUAUUUAUGUAUGUAUGUAUAUGUAAUACUAAAGUAUUUAAAUAUUCUUUACUUUGAAAAUUUCUUAAAUAAACUACUACUACUCCCCACAGUAGAGUAGAGCUGCCACAAGUAGACAAUCAAGAGGCAAGUUCAGGCAUCCAACUCGAGGUGCCUGUAUGUGAUACAGAAACCUUUUACGGAGGUUAUGAAGAAUGGCCGUCCUUCCGGGACAUGUUCACAGCCGUUUACAUCAACCAUCCACAACUAUCAAAGGCACAAAAACUGUAUCACCUCCGAUACAAAACAAAAGGUCAAGCAGGCGAAAUAGUUAAACAGUUCGCAUUAAAUGACGACAAUUUCAAUUUGGCUUGGGAAGCUCUAAAAGCUAGAUUUGAAAAUGACAGAAUACUGGUCGAUAAGCAAGUAACGACACUAUUAAACUUGCCUAAAAUCAAGAAAGAAACAAGUGAAGAAUUUGUAAGACUACAAUCGACUGUUUCAAAUUGUUUGUCGGUUCUAUCGACACUAAAUAUUCCCACAGACAGCUGUGACCCAAUUCUGGUAAACAUUUGCACCGCCGCAUUACCAGAAAAGUCGUUACUUCUAUGGGAGCAAUCGCUCUCAUCACGAAAAAAGUGCCCAACGUGGCAACAAAUGAAAGAUUUUCUCACCACCCAAUAUGAAAUUGCGGAAAGGUUAGAAGAAAAAAUAUUCAAGACUAAGAUUAUUAAACACGACCAAAAUGGAAGCUUACAUAGACCCCAAGCUAGAAGCAAAAAUAAAUCAAACAUAAUUUUUAACAAAAUACAAACGUUCACAUCCGAACAAAGAAUACGUACGUCAUGCGAACUAUGCACAAGAAGGCAUAAACUUAAAUCUUGCGAGAAAUUUAAAAAAUUAAAUAUCAUUGAACGAAAUAAUUUUGUCAGGUCAAAAAGACUUUGCACAAAUUGUCUGUCAUAUGCGCAUACAUAUAAAAAUUGCAAAAGCAAAUUUAAUUGCUUACAUUGUCACAAAAGAAACCAUUCAAUGCUUCAUUACAGCAGAUAUUCUAACUCACUCCAAAAAAGCGCUUACACAAAAAGAACCACGCGUUUAACAAAAGCAAAUCCCGAAAUCCACAAUUCUAAAAAUUGCCAAGGCACACCAUGUUGCCCAAAGGCACAAAAAGUUCAAACGCUCCACAGUGAAACACAAAGUGGACUAGUUGCCGAACUAGUCACCACCAUACCAACUCAAGUUGAGUAUAAUGAAAACAAAUACCUUAAUUCACAAUUAAGUGAACUGCAAACGUUAAGAAAACUUCCAAUAACAAACAAAACUAUAAACGAUCAGUAUUGUGAGCACUUCUCUAAAGCCACAACUACUCGAUCAAAUAAUGGCCGCUACGUCGUACGACUACCACUAGAGCCACAAUAUUCCAAUACCUCACAUAUUGGUAGAAAAAACAAAGUAAGAUUUCGAUCUAACAAUAUUAAAAACUCAAGGACAUACUACUUUUCGGCCCCGCAGGAUGGCUUUCACCAAUAAUGGAAAAACAAAAAAAAAAAUCUGAACAAAUCCUAGAGCGGUGGCGCACUACUACUUGUAAAAUUAGUGCAUACGCACUUAAAUAUUAUCUACAAUAAAAUUUUCCAAAAAGUUGAAGAAUCUGCUGUACAUCUUGAACAUCCCACUUCAAAAAUUAUAAUUAUAAUGAAGCCGUUCGCAAUUACCGGCCACUCUCCCGCAAGAUCCCUCUUUUGUCACAGUCCUAACAUCAGGGCUAAGGAGUAUCCAUUCUGGCCAUAUCUGGCCAGGCCUGGAGUUACUAUCAUAAAUUAAAUAUCAUACAAAAAUUGCAACAAUUGCCAAUAACAUAAAAAAACCAAACAAUAAAUAAUCCGCAUAAUAAAUCGAUAAGUCGUCAAUAAAGUCAAAUAAACCCGCAAAAUAAAGUUGCUUCUCUUAAGCAUCUAUUUGCAUUUUAAAAUUCAUAUUCAAAUAUGUAUGUACAUGUGAUAUAUUUUAAACUAAAAGCUGUUUUCUGCACACCCGAAUAAGUGUGAGUAUAUUACAACUGCAUCAUCAAAUACUUCUGUUGUCAGAAUGUAUUCCGCGCCUCGGCUACUCCACCAGCAGUAUGCCAAAAUACAGACAACCACAUAUUCGUGGAAAACUAGGCAAAAUAUUCGCCUAGGGGGCCCACGAUGUUUAAAUGAGUUAAGCAUCCACCCCCUCUACACGGUAAAACUGGCGCAUCCUAAUGCGACAGCUUAAUUCACCACAGCUGAUGACACCAACACAACUCAGCAUACCUAUACACUCACUCAACGAAAAGACUGGACAAGGAGAAAGCAGACACAAUCGUUCACACUAUCGGCACAGCAACUUUCGUUUUUUGAUCAAUUCGUUCGACACACUGCGCACAUAGAUUCGCUCGUCAACAGCUCGACCCUCAACACAUUCGCUUAGAAACUACGCUGUGUCGACACCUUUGAACUCAAUGUUUACACAAUUCAAUAUUAACUUCGUUUUUCCUACCAGUUCCUGCGAGCAUCAAUCCAACAACCAACUGUGUUUAAUCACCACUUUUCCGAAUCUAUUUAAGUACUAUUAAGCCUUUUAUUGUAUUUUAAAUAAACAUAUCAAAGAUUAAAAUAAUUGUGUACGAAAUUAACCGCGUAUUUUCAUUUUGAAUUCUUAAUCGCGGGUGUUAGUGAGCUGGAAUACCCUAACAAAUUGAGGGGUUUAAACAGCUGGGAUGCCA
This is a messenger RNA of Bactrocera dorsalis (oriental fruit fly), 4797 nucleotides long. RefSeq lists its product as uncharacterized. The record is from RefSeq and is a predicted model, not a curated record. The transcript is spliced from 2 exons. The coding region runs from base 2280 to 3578 and encodes 432 amino acids. NCBI's taxonomy places the organism in Eukaryota, Metazoa, Arthropoda, Insecta, Diptera, Tephritidae.